CAUUUGUUGGACUUUUGGAGAGUAGAUUUUAAUUAAGCCAGACUUAAACCCUAAUCUGAACAAGAAACAUAAGAGGACAUAGAAAUCAAACUGACCUAGAUAAGAUAUGCUGGAGCAAUGAGAGUAAACACAUUUCACUGAUUGCAACUGAAGUGCUGGUUGUCAGGUCAAAAGUCAAAUUUAAAGGUAUAGUGACUCAGUGUUUCUGUCAUGUCUGCCCAGAAAUUAAAAGGUAUAAUAAGUAAAAAGCAAAUAGCCUUACUACGGUGGCCGAGAACCGCCACUGCUUCAAAUAAAAAAGAAUGCAAAAAAAAAAAAGAAGUCACAAUGAAAGUUACUGAUGAAAAAAAAAGAAACUGAAGUCGGCUGCAAAUAAAAAAAGAAACAGUGCAGAUUUUUAAAAAAGCCACAACGGAAGUUAAUGAUACAAAAAAAGAGGUGUUGCAAAAAUAAAGUUAUUUACUAGAUAAAACUAGAUUGUAAAACCCUGGUGCGUCAUCAUUAUUGGCCCCCGGCAGCUCACUUCCAUUGUGACUUUUUUAAAGAUUUGGAUCCUUUUAUUUUUGUUUUAUUUAAGUUGUGUUUUUUUUUUUUUCGUGUUUUUGCAUCGCCACUUUUUUUUUGCAUUGUUGACUUCCCUUGUGGCUUUUUUUAAUCUUCACCAUUUCUUUUUUUAUUUGCAAUGGGCUUUGUUUCUUUUUUUUGCAUCAGUAACUUCUGUUGCGGUUUCUUUUUUUGCAGUCUUUUUUAUUUGCAGCAGUGGUGGUUCUCGGCCACUGUACCUAACGGAUGGUGUGUUCAAUGUUACUCAUACCUCAUUUGAAAAGCUGUACAAUGCAUAUAAAACUAAAAUGAGAGAAACAACAACAAAAAAGUUAACUGUCUACUUUCAAGACUAAGUAAAUCAGUAAAAAUGUGGCAAGAAAGCUAGGGUAUAAUCAUGUGGAGGGCUAGUGACUAAAAAUAGACCUCUACUGCAGCUUCAGACAGUUCGAACCAUAAAAUAUGGGGAGAAUAUUUGACAGUUGCUAUAUCACUUUUAUAUCAUUAAAUACAUGUUCCUAUUAGGGCCUACCCUCCCAGCAUUACGCACCUUGCGUACAACCUGCCAGAAUUUUUUUUAGAAGAAGAAAAAGAAGUCGACCCUAAAUGCAAAUUCCAAUAAGCAAAAGUAAAGCCAAAUCAUUCAUUACAAAAUACGCACAAUCUACAGGGCAGGAACAUCAGAAUAUCAGCGAUACAGGAAGACACCAAUACAAUAUUCAGCAACAGGUUGAAGAUGAAAGGAAAACAUUCACCAUUCGAAAAGAAGAAAGCAUAAUCACACGACUCAGAAUAGGACACAGAGGAUUAAACCGCACACUCUAUGAUAGGCAAACACCCAACAGGACUGUGUUCUGACUGCAAUAAACCAGAAACACUACAACAUUGUAUUAUGGACUGCAACCUAUAUUCACAGGAGAGAGAAAGAUUUAGGGAUUCACUCAAAGAGAAGUAUAUAAGCUUUACACUAGAAAGCAUACUUGGAGCAAAGUUACAGCAGGCAAACAAAUUGAUUCUAUUCUUUCUUAAAGAGAGAAAUUUAUUUCACAGAAUUUAAAUACAACUGCCUAAAUCCAGAACCACACUCCAGUUCAGUAGUUGGCGUAGUAAUGCACCUUUUAGCUGGUUUGCCAACCGCCAAAAAGAAAAAGAAAAAGAAGACGUGUACCCUCCCGCCAUGAUAGGUGGCGAAAACAAGCUCCAGUUGCAGUAAAUGAGUCGUAGAAGAAGAAAAUAGAAGUCUACGCAGGUGUUUACGUUUUCGUACUUCCGUAGCCACACAGAGCGGAGUAACAUUAUCCACCUACCACUGAAUCCAAGAAUUUGUGGGGAGAUACUCGAUCAUGUUUCACGUUUCUUUCAAAAGCAUUGGCGAUGCUUGACAGAUAAAUAUCGAUUAAUUCGUUUGCCGCCCAUCGUAGACGUUGUAUCGCGAGUCUCCCUAAUCAUUCAUCGUAAGCUAAGCUAAAGCUAAAGCUGGCGGUGUGAUAGCUGCGGGUCAGCGGCAUUGGCUAUAACUUAACAACUCGUCGCCUGAUCUGCAUUUAGUCCAGAGUUAAUUUCGAUCUGUAACAAAGGCAGUCAUGGCCACUAGGCGACUGACCGAUGCCUUCUUGUUAAUGCGGAACAAUGCAAUCCAAAACCGGCAGAUAUUGGCUGAGCAAGUGAGUACAUACGACCCCCGUCUGAGUACACGUAGCAAUGCUGCGGUGAGUGGUCUGCAUCGUUUUGACAUUUUAAUGUGUGUGUUUGCAUUUAGCCAGUGUUAGCUAGAUACAAGUGUGUUUUUAAGUAGCUGCUAGACUCGAAUGAGGAGAGGUAGUGUUUGCUGCUCGGAUUAACUCCAUAACAGGGCUGAUAAAUGUGAGGCAGGGAGGUGAUGGAGGAGGAGGAUGGAGAAGGGUGUGCAGCCAUAUUUUUUUUCACUAAAUGAAUAACAACAAAGCAAUGAAGGAACAAUAGUUUGCUAAAUAUCAAUUUGCAUGUCCUGUUUUCUCAAUUAGAUACAACUGGUUUUGUUAAAUGAAAUAGUCAUAAAGUCAGUGGGGGUUGUCAAAGUUAAGGCAUGAAUUUUUUUAUUUCCAGGUACUUUCCCCUUCUAGUUUAACGAUGUGCUGUGGCGUAAAUGUAGCAACUAAGUCUAGACCAGAUCAAAUUUUGUUUGUAGCUUGUGAUUAAUUGUUUCUCUGCAAUCCAACUGGUUUUGCACUGUAGCCCAACUAGUAAAGCCUCUGUUUGUCACAGAAAGUACAAAUUACAGUUUAGAUAGGUAAACAUGUUCCCCUGUCAGCCAGAAACACCAAUGUACCUUGUGUUGGGUUAUCUCUAAUGAAGCCAUUAAGACAAGUAGGAAUGCAACUUUCCUGUGCAACUUGGAGUUCUGCCUUAGCAUCUCAGACUGAUUGCAUCUCCAUUAAGAAAUGAUCAUAAAUGUUCUUCCUUGAGCUGCGUCCCCCCACUGUAGUCCAUAAUGGACUGGCCUGAGGUCUCGCAAUGUCUAACUUGGUGUUAUGGUGUGUUUGACCCUAAAUUAAUUUUAAGCCAAAAUAUCUCUUUAAUGCCUGAUGCAAAAAUUAGGAAUUUCAUUUGAUCAUUUUCGAUUCCCUGGAAUCACAACUUCACUCAACUGGAUAACAGCUACUUUUUAGUGUGAAAGAUAACAUCUUGCACAGGACGUUCCACCAAAAAAUGAUCAGCAGGGCUGUCUGGUAGGCCAGAUGAUUUUUAUUUGCCUCUGCAUGAUUAGGUUAGUGUUGGGGCAGACACAGUUGCAGCAGAUGGGAUCACAACAAAUAAUUUACCUCCAGGAAUUUGUAAAGGAUAGAUUCACUCCAAAAUUAAAACUGUGUUAUCAGUUAUUCCAUCUUAAGAUUUACAGUUUGCAAAAUCCAAAACUAGAAAAUAGUUUACUGGGAAUAAUUUAUUAAUUAAUCACUCUGACUCGUUUGGAAAGCUUGAGCAUCAGCUGUGUAGUCAUAGGAGUUCACUUUUUGUCUCUUGUAAGGGAGACCAGGUGCAGGAUGCAGCGCACACCGAGCAGGUGGAGGGUGUUUGUGACCAUUCACCCAGUUGGAAACGAGUCUAUUCAUUGAUGUUGUCUUUUAAUCUUGCUCAGCACACUCACAUGCAUUCACAUUUGAAAGAUGUCACUUUGUGUUAAGCUGUUUCUUAGUUUUCCUACAAUACUGUUGAUUUCUGCAAGAAGCCGAGCAAACGAUGUCUUCUUCUUGAUUUCAGGAUUUCUUCCUCUGAUAAACUUCUCUGGGAAAUGCAGAUCUUUCAGUGGCACAGACAGAUUAAAACACUAUAAUUGCCACGUGUAUGGCCUGUUCCAUACAGUACCUGUUGAUGCAUCUCUGCGAGUGAUGGGGUCGCAGUCAUUACAGGAGAGUUAGCAUCUCCUGUGUGGCAAAGGGAAACAAAUUUUGUGGCCUUGGUUUUCACAGCUGAGAAUAUUAGGCAGAAAGUAAAUUAAGCCCAACAGUGCAGCUGUUGUGUUGUGUUGUGCUAACAACCUGCUCAAACAUUGUCUGCUAUUUGCCCUACUAAACAGAGGACCUAUUCAUAGCUCAUUCACCUGCAGUUUCACCAGAGCAUCAUCAGUUGACUCAGCUUUUCAAUUCCAGCUUCAUAUGGUCAUCUGUAUCAGAGCAUAUAUUGAGUGGAUUUGUCCGUCAGACCUGCAUCCUACUGCUGAGUUUGUUCUAAGCUGUCAGCGGCCAUCUAAAAAUAAAUUUCCUUUAGCAAAGGACAGUGUAUUCUUUGAAAGAACUGUCAUAUCUUAGUAAAUCUAUUUUUGCAGGUGGACUCUUAUUAAGAUCAGUACACACUUGAAAAAAAAAAUCAUCCCUCAGGUUGUGACAUUUUGUAGCUUAAAAGCAAACGUUAAAUGUGACGUGCAUAUUUGUCCACAUCUUUAUGUCUUGUUUUUCUUACACAGAGUUUUUAAGUAUUUUUGUUCCUGUUGUCUGCAUGUCAGGUUCUACUAUAAAUGCUAAAAAGCAAUGUUCAUUUUAAUAUCCUCUUACCAUAAACCUGUGCUUCAGAGGAAAAUUUGGUCUACUAAUGUUGAAAAUGUAUAUGAACUGAAAAUUAAUGAAUAUUUUCAGAGCUGUAAAAAAUUUUCAUCAUAAGUGGGUUGUUGUAGUUGUUCACUCUGAUUUCAUUUACAGCAGAGUAGUUAUGAUGUGUCUUUCUAUCCGAUAUAUUUUCAUUCUUUUAAAGGAAGUGACUCAGACAAAUGUCUGUCUUCCAUAAGAAGACACAGUCAGUGUUCUGAAUCGGCCGUAUGCUCUGGUUUGACUGACUGUAUUUUAACAGACAGCAGCAAGAAAGACCUUUAAAUGCUGAAACAAGAAACACACACAAGCUUAAAAAUUACCCAAACUCUGUCCGGUUAAUAAGUGCAGAUGUUGGAAAGUGAAUACUAGCAGUAUAUGCCUUUUGAAUUCCCCCUCACCUCAUAACUUCAAGCUUCUUUAAAUCAUCUGUACACUUCUGUUUCUUUGUUUAACUUUGAAGUAUCUGGACCACUUCUGCACCCUCUUUGCUCACUGCUCCUUACUUUACUUGAAUAUUGUCUGUCUGUACUGUCUUUUCUUCAAAUAAUUAUUUUUAUUUCUAAGUAGAUUCAACUGCAAAUUAAGUGCAAAUGAAAUACUCACAGAAAACAGGGUUUUACAUUUUUGUUUUGCCUCUGCUCUAAAGUUCUACUCAUAACCAUGUCAAAUAGUUUGUGGGACUGAAUCACAGAAACAGUUUAUUUUGGUAGUGCUGAUUCUCUGGGCCUCAUUCUCUGUUACUUCUGUCUUUCUUUCCUUUUCUUUGUCCUCUGUUGGAUGGGAACUCUCUGCUAUCUGCCAAUCAAAUUAGGAGCUUGAUGAGGUACUGCUGUUUAUCUUUGUGGUACUCUUAUUUAGCAUGGAUAAAGUAUGUCACCAUUAUACUAAGUUGCCAUUAAAAAUGUUUUAACGAAAUGAUUUGUUUUAAAGUUGGCUGAUGACCGCAUGGCCUUGGUGUCUGGGAUUAGUUUGGAUCCUGAAGCUGCCAUUGGAGUCACCAAGAAACUGCCCCCUAAAUGGAUAGAGGGAGUAGAUGAGGUAACAAACACUUACACUCUUGGCUGUAAAAUCUACCUGACCUGUGAAUAAUCCCUGCAUGACAGACCCAAAGCCAACAUUUGCAUUCGUUUUAAAUCCUCUUAUCUUUAACUUUUAAGCUUUUCUGUCUCAGCCAUGUAACUUCUGCACAGGAUGUGACUUUCUGUUGUCAUGCAUUUUCAUCUAGAUUCAGUAUGAAAUCACACGGGUUCGGCAGAAAAUGAAGGAAUUGGCAGUACUUCAUGACAAACACAUGAAUCGUCCUACGCUUGAUGACAGCAGUGAGGAGGAGCAUGCAAUAGAAAUCACUACUCAAGAGAUAACACAGGUACAGGAUACAUUAAUGAGCAGAUAAAGGGCAUUGUGGAGAAUUCAUUGUUUAUCCUCUAGAGACACAUCCAGCUGUAUUUCCCGUUAAAGUUUAAGUGAAACUAGAAGCUUGUAUCUGCUUGCUCAUGUUAUUUAUCAUCGUCGUAGAUGUUUCAUCGUUGCCAACGAGCAGUGACAGGUCUGCAGUCUCGUUGUGGUCACUGCACAGAGCAGGAAGAGAGGCUUUUAAGAAAUGUGGUCUCAUCGCUGGCACAGAGUCUGCAGGAACUGUCCACCAAUUUCAGACACACACAGUCCAGCUACCUAAAACGUAAGAGCGACAAACUUGGCAAAGAUGAUUCCUUGCAUCGGUGUCAUCAAGAUUGUUGCUCAUACUGUCUGUCUCUUUUAUUUUUUACUUUUCCCCCAUGUCAUCUGAGAAUUUGAGUAUUUUUUACGUUGCAGGUAUGAAGAAUCGUGAAGAGAGAUCAAAGCACUUUUUUGACUCUGGGCCCCUGAUGGAAGAAGAUGAAGAUUUAGCUGUUUAUGCCAAGGUGACUGAUUUAAUGUCAAAGUUAAUUUUAAAAGUUUAAUUUAUACUUUUAUUUGCUUCUAAGAUUGUAUAUAACUUAACUUAUUGUUGAUAUUUCUCAAAGAAUUUUGAGCCAAACUGUUUUGUUUAUUUGUCUUUUGAGGAAUCUGUCGUAAACAUGAUGCUAAGAUAGUUUGACACCUUACCCCCCCUUACAGUUUAUGCAACCAACAAAAAAUAGCAAUCCAACACAGGUUGACUAUCUUUAUUUCUCUGUAACAAUUGAGAAGUUCAAAAUCUUCUAAGUUUUGCCUGUUUUCAGAUUUUUUUACAUAAACAGAGGUCUCUGAGCACUAUCUGCAGAGUCUACAUGCAGCCUGUUGUUGCAUGUUGAGGUUAAGAUUUUAUCACUUUAACAUCAGCAACUUUUUUUUUUCUUUCCUUCCUCUCAGGGGUUCACGGAAGACCAGCUAAUGCUGGUGGAAGAGAACACAGUCAUGGUUGAGGAACGAGAGAGGGAGAUUCGUCAAAUAGUUCAGUCUAUCUCAGAUCUGAAUGAAAUUUUCCGAGAUUUGGCUGAAAUGGUGGUUGAACAGGUAUUUAAAUCACUCCUUCCCUGCGCAUGUAGUGAAAAUUAAAAGAUUUCCAUAUAUGCUCUGAUUCCUGUCACUGUGGCACUGCUUUAAAUUACCCAAAUGAGUUUAAAAACAUCAUCAUUACUUUUAAAAUUAGAUUUCCUCAAUAAACAAAGCUGAAAUCUACAAAUGUAAGCCUCCAUCCCAAAACUAAAUGGAUCUUCUUUUUUUUAAGGGCACAGUCCUCGACAGAAUUGACUUCAAUGUGGAACAGGCUUGUGUUAAAACAGAGGAUGGACUCAAACAGUUACAAAAGGUAAACACACACAUUUCUCGACAGGGUUACACUCUUGCAAUUCAAAAGUCUUUUCAUUCAGAUAAGUUACGCUCUUGAUGUUUUACCUUUGCUCAUUAAAAGAAAUGCGCUCGGUGACUGUAAUGAUUUUCUCUUUUCUUUGCAGGCUGAACAGUAUCAGAAGAAAAACCGAAAGAUGCUGGUCAUUUUGAUCCUAUUUGUCAUUGUAGUUGUUCUAAUUAUUAUUCUUUUUGGAACAAAGUUUUAAUGAUGCAUUCCUCUGGCUUUUGUUUGUCUGUGUGGGUGUUUGUUGUGCAUCUGUGUUGACUUGGACUUGGUCUCAGUUCUGCUGAAAACAAAGCUGACUGCCUUUAAUACCCACUAGGAAACAAAGACAAAGAAAUCAUCUCUUUGCUGGUGCACUUUGGUCUGUGCGAAAAGUCCUCAGUGAUUUGUUGACAUGAAAGAAGUAAUUAUCAGUCUGAGCUAUAUGAUGUUUUAUCAAGUGAAACACACCAAUCUGCAAAGACUCUGUGACGGAAGUUUAUCAAACAGGAGUGUGUUCAAGUAUGUGUCUUAACUUAAGAAAAUGUUUUGUAGUGUGUAAAAAUGGACUCAACAUGUUUCAAUGCAGAAGCAGAAGUCCUCUUGAACUCAAAGCACCAUUUAUUGUCUGAUAUCAUGGCAUACAUUUUGUUUAUAUGAGGAAUAUUUGACAAAAUAUAAUGUUUGUAAAGAGAAAUAUGCAUCUCAACAUAACAUUUAUGUCCUGGGUCAGUAUUUUACCUUAAGAUACUAACAUUUUUCAUUAGGACAGUACAGAUAGAAAUGGAAUAGUCAUUUAUAACCAAGUAUAUUCCUUCAACUUAAGGACCACUUUUCUUUGAAGAUUUUAUUCCACAAUGUAUUGAUUGAUGUAACUCCACUGUUGGCCCGAGGAGUUUGUGGUCGGUCAUCUAUUGAAUCAUUCAAAACAAUGUCACUCCUGCUGCACUCUCCAUCAAGUGCUCCUUGUUAAAAACACUUAAUCGACUUGUUUUACAUGGUCCUCGCAUAAAGUGCUACCUUUUUUAAACUCUUGCAGUUUGCACAUGAAGGCCUGAGGGGUAGUGGCUGUGUUAUGGAUGUAAUACUACUGUCAUCAUAUGAUGAGAAGAUUUAUUUAUUUUUUUAAUAAUGUCAAAAAAUCAAGAAGGUUCAGAUUCACCCGUCUUGGGCAGAAUUACUGUAAAAUGGUUAAAGAGUGUCUGUCGUCCAAACUUAACAGUAACUGUCCUUUCCACUGAAAAAAACUGUGAUAUUGACCAACACAAGCAGACACUAAGAUCUUUUUGUUUUUCAGACUGGACACAUGACAUCGAAGUCUGCUGCAUUGGAAAUUCUUGAUAUGUUGUUGUGCUCUAUAAAGACUGAUAAAAUGAAAUGAUGAAGAGCUUUCUAAACAUAUCCAUACUCAAAUCUACACUUUAUACUCUCGUUAAAUCAUCUUUGUCAUUGAUGUGAAUUUGUGUGUGUGUUUGUCCCAGUGGUACACUUCAGAGUUUUGUUUUCAAAACAAAAUGGAUGAGGAUACAGCUUCUUCUUUUCUUUUUUUUUAAUAAACCCGGAACAUGAUGUGGC
Molecule: messenger RNA, 8973 nt
Organism: Xyrichtys novacula (pearly razorfish)
Lineage: Eukaryota; Metazoa; Chordata; Actinopteri; Labriformes; Labridae
Source: the annotation of a GenBank genome assembly